This is a messenger RNA of Tetrahymena thermophila SB210, 1524 nucleotides long. Its product is annotated as sperm-associated antigen 6. The transcript is spliced from 3 exons. Lineage: Eukaryota; Ciliophora; Oligohymenophorea; Hymenostomatida; Tetrahymenidae. Gene Ontology annotation, biological process: cilium movement. The record is from RefSeq and is a predicted model, not a curated record. Gene Ontology annotation, cellular component: microtubule cytoskeleton. Gene Ontology annotation, molecular function: microtubule binding.
AUGAGUAGAGCCGUUUUGCAACCAUUUGAAGAGUAUUAAAAGUCAAGAGUAUAAUUCGUUUAGACUGUAGCAGUCUUAGCUAGAAAGCCUCAAAAUAUUGAAGCUCUUCAAGCAGCAGGAGUUAUGGCUUUGUUGAAACCUCUGUUAUUAGAUAAUGUACCAUCAAUUUAAUAAAGUGCCGCACUUGCAUUAGGUCGUUUAGCAAAUUAUUCUGAAGAUCUAGCUGAAGCAGUAGUUUCUGCAGAUAUUUUGAAUUAGCUAGUUUUAUCUCUUUCAGAAUAAAACAGAUUCUAUAAAAAGGCUGCAGCUUUUGUCUUGAGAGCAGUUGCCAAACAUUCAGUUUCACUUGCAUAAAAUGUAGUUGAUUCAGGUGCUCUUGAUGCAUUAGUAGUUUGUUUAGAAGAAUUUGAUCCUUCAGUCAAGGAAGCUGCUGCCUGGGCUCUUUCAAAUAUUGCCAAGCACUCUGCUGAGCUUGCCCAAAGUGUUGUUGAUGUUGGUGCUGUUCCACUCUUAGUCCUUUGUAUCUAAGAACCCGAAACUGCUCUUAAGAGAGUAUCAGCCGGUGCUCUUGGUGAAAUAUGCAGACAUUCAUAGGAACUUGCCUAACACGUUGUUGAUGCAGGUGCUGUUCCUUUCUUGAGUGCUUUAAUUCCUCACCACGAUGCUCCUUUAAAGAGACAAGUUUGCAAUUGCUUAGGUUAUAUUGCAAGACACACUAUUGAUUUAGCCGAAAACGUUGUUGAAGCUGAAAUCUUCCCUAAAAUUUUAUACAGAUUAAAGGAUUAAGACCCUCUUGUAAGAAAGUUUGCUGCUACUUGUAUUCGUGAAAUUGCUAAGUAAUCUUAAGAUCUCUCUAAGCUCAUUUGCAAUGCUGGUGGUGCAGUUGCCAUCGUUGACUACAUUAAUGAAGCUAGAGAUUAAGCUAGACUUCCUGGUAUCAUCACUUUGGGUUACAUUUCAGCUUUCGAUGAAUCACUUGCCAUGAGUGUUAUUUCUGCUAAAGGUAUUGCUCCUCUUAAGGAUGCUUUGAUUAACGAAAAGUCAGAUUUAGUUUAAGCCUCAGCUGCUUGGACUCUUGGAUAAAUUGGUGGCCACAGUCCUGAUCAUGCUAGAGCUAUGGCUGAAGCCGAUAUUCCAAGCACUCUUUUAACUGUUUAUAAAUUCAAGGAUAGCAGCGAAGAUCUUAAGAAGAAGUGCAAGAAGGCCUUAAAGAGCAUUCUCCAAAUGUGCAGCUUCUUAAGCGCUCUUGAACCCCUCAUCUCUGAAUCACCUGAUGAUAUUUUAUAAUACGUCUUACAUCAAUUUGCUAAAACCCUUCCUCACGACAACUAAGCCAAGAAAAACUUCGUUUUAUCAGAAGGAUUAAAGAAGAUUUAAGAAAUUAAAGCCGCUCCUGGAUCUAAGCUUCGUUAAUACAUCGAUACUAUAAACUAACUCUAUCCUCAAGAAAUUAUCUAAUUCUACUCUCCAGGCUACGAAUAAACUCUUCUUAAAAAGCUCGAAGACUACAACACUGCAGAUUGA